Messenger RNA from Echinops telfairi (small Madagascar hedgehog), 1687 nucleotides. RefSeq names its product cilia and flagella associated protein 157 (gene CFAP157). Gene Ontology annotation, cellular component: ciliary basal body; cilium. The record is from RefSeq and is a predicted model, not a curated record. NCBI's taxonomy places the organism in Eukaryota, Metazoa, Chordata, Mammalia, Afrosoricida, Tenrecidae. Gene Ontology annotation, molecular function: microtubule binding. Gene Ontology annotation, biological process: sperm axoneme assembly. The coding region runs from base 1 to 1563 and encodes 520 amino acids. The transcript is spliced from 9 exons.
AUGGCUCCCAAAAUCAAGGCCGGCAAGGGGGGCAAGGAGCCCGAGGUGAAGAGGAAGAAAGGGGGGAAGAAGGACCCCGGCGCGGCAACAGAGUCGGUGUUGGACCCGGAGACGCGGGAGUUCUACCACAUCCAGAUCCGAGAUCUGGAGGACAGGCUGGCCCGGUACCAGCGGAAGUGGGAUGAGCUCUCUGUGCAGGAGAAGCUCUUCCGCCAGGAGUUCGAGCAGCUGGCCGCCAACAAGAAGGAGAUCGUGGCCUUCCUCAAGCGCACGCUCAACCAGCGGGUGGACGAGAUCGCCGACCUCAACGAGCAGCUCCAGAGUCUGCAGCUGGCCAAAGAGAUGGAGAAGGACGCGUUUGAGGCCCAGCUGGCCCAGGUGCGUCACGAGUUUCAGGAGACCAAGGACCAGCUCACUUCGGAGAACAUCAUCCUGGUGGGGAAGCUGGCAGCUCUGGAGGAGUUCCGGCUGCAGAAAGAGGAGCUCAUGGGCAAGUUUGAGACGCUGGAGAGCCAACUGCAUAAUCAGGAGAGCCUCUACAAGGACUACGUGUACAACCUGGAGAAGAAGUCCGUGCUGGACAAGGACAGACUGAAGAAGGAGAUCAUUCAGCGUGUGAACCUGGUGGCCAGCGAGUUCCGCAGGGUGGCCAGUAACCAGAUGUGGGACACCACCAAGCGAGCCAUCCAGGAGAACCACACAGUGACCCUGCAGCUGGCCAAGCUGUCCCAGCAAGGACUGCAGCUACUGCAGGAGAACGAGCAGCUCCAUGGUGCCCACUGCAAGCUGCAUCAGCAGCUAGCACUGCUGGAGAACAUGCACAAGUUCAUGACCAAGCACAGCAGUAGCCACCAUAAGCUCAUCCUCAUGCUGACGGAGAAGUGGCACCAGCAGCGGCAGGGCACCUUGGAGGCGGAGCAGCUGCGCCAGCUACAGGACCACGUGGAGCAGCAAUUGCAGCAACUGCAGAAAGACGAGCAGGCACUGAGGAGCCAGAACGAACAGUUGCACCUGCAGCUGGAACAGGAGCGGGCCAAGGCACAGACCCUGCAGCAGCAGCUGACCGAAGAGCAGAAGGUUAGGGCUAGCCUGGAAAUGACACUGACCCAGGCCACCUCCUUCCUACAGGCCAUUCAGCAGAUGCAAUCCCAAGAGAAGGAUGGGGGCUUCAGUGUGGUCUUCCAGCUGCAGCACAAAGAGAUGCUGGAGCAGCUACUGGCCAUGCUCAGUUCAGCUAUAUCCCUGAUCCCUCAAGAGGCUGUAUAUCCCCAACGGAAGUCCAUUCCCAAAGACCCACCUAAGAUGAGCCUGCCCAAGGUGGAACCUCUCCUACAGCAGCUGUCUGGCAUCACACGCUACCAGCCGGGGGACCUGGGCCUGGUGCCGCGCCCUACUCACUUCUCACUCAACUCCCAGGACCUCCGGCUGCUGUCGCACACCACCCGAGUGGGAAGCCUCCCAGCCAACAGCAGCCCUGUGGUGAGGGUGCCAGGGGCCCAGGGACCUUCUCCGAAAAGGCUCAAAAAGUUCAGUCUUCCUGAAAUGUACUUGCGUCCCAAGUGAGAGAAGACUAAGCCCUUGCUCCAGAAAUGGACCGUUCUGGCCACUGUCCCCCGCCCCCACCUUUAUUUCAUAGGCUGCCUGAGGCAGCUCAGAGGAAAGUAGCUCUUUCUAUAAAGAGAGUACA